AUGAUUCAAAUCUCGGGCUUGCCUCGGCGACAGGGGUCUCUUCUGACUCAGCUUCGGAUGCGUCACAUUGCGCUGAAUGCCUUCCUCCACCGGAUCAAGGUGGUCGAGGACCCGCGUUGCGAUCACUGUGCCCGCGGGGUUCACGAAUCGAUCAGGCACUUUUUGUUUGAGUGCCCGGCCUGGGGUCGGGCGAGGCAGGAGGUGGUUCGGGCGCUUGGUCGUCGGGCCGAAUCGUUGGCCUACCUGUUGAACGAUGAGAAGGGGGUCAAAGCGUUGAUGUGUUUCAUGAACUCGACUGGGCGGUUCCGAAAGACUUAUGGGGACAUCGCUCGUAGGAAGUGCACGGCUUAG
This is a messenger RNA of Coniophora puteana RWD-64-598 SS2, 351 nucleotides long. RefSeq lists its product as uncharacterized. The coding region runs from base 1 to 351 and encodes 116 amino acids. NCBI's taxonomy places the organism in Eukaryota, Fungi, Basidiomycota, Agaricomycetes, Boletales, Coniophoraceae. The transcript has a single exon. The record is from RefSeq and is a predicted model, not a curated record.